AGGGUGGCAAGGAUGCAUCACCGAAAUGACACAUGAUACUAAAAAGAUGACUAUUGCAGCGGAGAGGACGAGCAAUACGAGUUUGGAGUUGAGAUCCCUUUUCAUUAGUCAGCAAAAAUAUCUCUGCCGAGCAUCAUGAAAACUGAACGUGCGCCGCCGAUCUUGGACUUCUCGGCUUUCUAUGGCAAUGAUGCCACCGCGAAACAGAAACUCGUCGACGACGUACGCCAGUGCUGUCUGCACAAUGGCUUCUUCCAGAUCACCGGGCAUCCCAUCCCACUAGAGCUACAGGAGGGCGUCAUGAACUGGAACAAAAAGUUCUUUGACUUACCUCUAGAAGAAAAAUCCAAAGUCUCACUACAGACCAACACCUGGAACCGCGGCUACGAGCUCCUGCGCUCCCAAAUCCUCGAAGAAGGCACCCAGCCCGAGCUCAAAGAGGGCUUCUACGUCGGCGACGACAUCCCCAAAACGCACCCCUACUUUGUCAACAAGCGCCUCAACAGCGGGCCCAACGUGUGGCCCGCCGGCCUCGCGGGCGUCGACGACUUCAAGCGCACCACACAAGCAUACUACUACGCCGCCGUCGCGCUAGCCAAGGACAUCCUCAAAGUGCUCGCGCUCACGCUCGACCUGCCCGAGGACUUCUUCAGUGCCUACGCCGCGGGCGCCGUCGCGACGAUGCGGCUGCUGCACUACCCGCCGCAGCAGUCCGACUCGGACGCGAAGCUCGCGCGGGGGAUCGGCGCGCACACGGACUUCGGCGGCAUCACGAUCCUGAUGCAGGACGAGGUCGACGGGCUGCAGGUGUGGGAUAAGGAGGUGGCGGACUGGUUCGACGUGACGCCGAUUAAGGGCGCGUUUGUGGUGAAUCUGGGGAACUUGAUGAUGCGGUGGUCGAAUGAUCGGUAUAUCUCGAAUUUGCAUCGGGUGAUCAAUCGCUCCGGGAAGGAGAGGUAUUCGAUUCCGUUUUUCUUUAGUGGGAAUCCGGAUUAUGUGAUUGAGUGUUUGCCGAAUUGUAAGAGGGAGGGGGAGGAGAGUAAGUAUGCGCCGACGACGGUGGAGAAGGCGGUGUUGGGGGGUUAUUCGGAUAGUUAUGGAAGGGCGGAGCGGUAUAAGAAGGCGCAGGAGGCACAGGGGGAGAAGGUGCCUGUGGUCGCGGCGAAGGAGGUUGCGGUUGCGUAAGUGCUUCUAUCACGCUGGUUUGGACUAUCUUCAAUUUACUGUUAUAGAUUUAUUCAAUAAAAUCACAGAAGCAAGGAACAGCGCUUGUGUUGGGGUUUCAAAGUUCUUUGUAUUAGGAGUGUUCCUUGGACUUGUACAGUUAUGGUAAUUGAGAGUGGAAGAUCUAUGUGGCCAGCUAAUCCUCCAAACACCAUGCUAGAAAACAUUCAGCCCGU
Molecule: messenger RNA, 1400 nt
Organism: Mytilinidion resinicola
Lineage: Eukaryota; Fungi; Ascomycota; Dothideomycetes; Mytilinidiales; Mytilinidiaceae
Product: Clavaminate synthase-like protein
Exons: 3
Coding region: 136-1185 (349 amino acids)
Molecular function (GO): dioxygenase activity
Source: RefSeq, a predicted model, not a curated record